CCGUGCGCGUGCGGUGCAUUUUAAUCGAGUCGCGCUUCUGUUACAAGCUUGUAGCUUAUUUAUUUGAAUUACGCAACAAGUUUAAAAAAAAAAACCAAACAAACCAAAAACAGCAAUGUUUCCGUGCACAUGCGCGAGACCAGGAGUGCGCCGUGUGAUGAGUUUUCCUCCUCUCUCUCCUCUGGGGUCUCCCAUCAGGACUUUCUCUGUAGGUCGGAGCCGACUCGCGUGGGGGAAGAUGGCCGAGAACGAGGCGCUCAGCCAGCGCAGGAAGGUGCUCACUAUUGACACGAUGAACGCCAAUGUGAAGAAGGUGGAGUACGCGGUGCGAGGACCCAUCGUGCAACGCGCCGUGCAGCUGGAGAAGGAGCUGAGAGAGGGAGUGAAGAAACCCUUUGACGAGGUCAUCAAAGCUAACAUCGGAGACGCCCAUGCCAUGGGACAGCAACCCAUCACCUUCUUCAGACAGGUCUUGGCACUGUGCUCGUAUCCAGAUCUGCUAGAUGAUAACAAGUUUCCUGACGAUGCCAAAGAUCGUGCACGGAGCAUUCUGAAGGCGUGUGGAGGAAGCAGUAUCGGUGCAUACACUGCGAGUCAAGGUAUCGACUGCAUCAGGCACGACGUGGCCUGCUACAUUGAGCGCCGUGACGGCGGGAUCUCCUGUGACCCAGACAACAUCUAUUUGACCACAGGCGCCAGCGAUGGCAUCGUCACCAUGAUGAAGUUGCUGACAGCAGGUGAGGGUCGCACCCGUACAGGUGUGAUGAUCCCGAUCCCUCAGUAUCCUCUGUACUCGGCCACGAUAUCCGAGCUGGGCGCCGUGCAGAUUAACUACUACCUGAACGAGGAGAAGUGCUGGAGUCUGGACAUCACCGAGAUGCAGCGCUCCCUACAGGCCGCCAGAGAGCACUGCAAACCCCGGGUCCUGUGUAUCAUCAACCCAGGCAACCCAACAGGUCAGGUGCAGAGCAGAGAGUGCAUCGAGGACGUGAUCCGAUUCGCUGCCAAGGAGCAUCUCUUCAUCAUGGCUGACGAGGUGUAUCAGGAUAACGUGUACGCCGAGGGCUGUGCCUUCCACUCUUUUAAGAAGGUGCUAUUUGAGAUGGGCCCUGAAUUCUCCAACACAGUGGAGCUGGCCUCGUUCCAUUCCACCUCCAAGUGUUACAUGGGAGAGUGCGGUCUACGAGGCGGUUAUAUGGAGGUGAUCAACAUGGACCCGGAUGUGAAGGCUCAGCUCCUUAAGCUGGUGUCUGUGCGUCUGUGUUCUCCUGUGCCAGGUCAAGCGCUCAUGGCCCUGGUGACCAACCCUCCUCGGCCUGGAGAGCCAUCAUACGCUCAGUUCAUGAAGGAGCGCACGACCACGCUGAAUGACCUUGCACAGAAGGCCAAGCUGACUGAGGACAUUCUGAACAUGGUGCCCGGGAUCAGGUGCAACCCCGUGCAGGGGGCGAUGUACUCGUUCCCUCGAAUCAUGCUGCCCGAGGGCGCCGUAAAAGAGGCUAAGGAGAAUGGUGAGGAACCAGAUAUGUUCUAUUGUAUGAAGCUCCUGGAAGAGACUGGGAUCUGUUUGGUCCCUGGCAGCGGGUUUGGGCAAAAAGAUGGAACGUAUCACUUCAGGAUGACCAUCCUACCACCGGCUGCUAAACUCAAGAUUUUGCUCAAUAAAGUGAAGGAGUUCCAUCAGCGAUUCACCAAGCAGUACUCUUAAUAGGUCCUCUCAACUUUCUCAACCGGGUUGGCCAGCCAAGUGCCUGAAGCUGCCAUUUCUGACUCCGAAAGUGUAAAAUCCCAUUUUCACAAACUGGUUUUUGCACACUGAUGUAGCAAUGGUUAACUAGAGGGGUUAGAUUAUUAGCACUACAUGUGAAAAGAAAGUUUACUUUCUAAAAGUCUGAUUUAUGAAAUAGUUGAAAUGUGACAAAUGACAAAAUUGUGUAUGGAAAAUAGUGAGUGCGCGUGUGAGUGCGCGUGUGAGUGCGCGUGUGAGUGCGCGUGUGAGUGCGCGUGUGAGUGCGCGUGUGAGUGCGCGUGUGAGUGCGCGUGUGAGUGCGCGUGUGAGUGCGCGUGUGAGUGCGCGUGUGAGUGCGCGUGUGAGUGCGCGUGUGAGUGCGCGUGUGAGUGCGCGUGUGAAAGGACUUAACCAAGUAAUUACUGCUGGACAAAGCCUAGUCUUGCAUUUUAUAAUUAAUUUAGGAUGUAAUUUUAAACGUUUUAUCCUGUUUAUAUAAACAUUUUAAUUAUUUUAAUUUCUAAUAAAUCCGAUCAUUUUACAUGAAA
Ictalurus punctatus (channel catfish) is the source of this 2277-nucleotide messenger RNA. It is a transcript of the gene gpt, whose product is annotated as glutamic--pyruvic transaminase. Gene Ontology annotation, biological process: biosynthetic process. The record is from RefSeq and is a predicted model, not a curated record. Gene Ontology annotation, molecular function: L-alanine:2-oxoglutarate transaminase activity; pyridoxal phosphate binding. NCBI's taxonomy places the organism in Eukaryota, Metazoa, Chordata, Actinopteri, Siluriformes, Ictaluridae. The transcript is spliced from 11 exons. The coding region runs from base 116 to 1708 and encodes 530 amino acids.